Messenger RNA from Effrenium voratum, 5796 nucleotides. NCBI's taxonomy places the organism in Eukaryota, Dinophyceae, Suessiales, Symbiodiniaceae. The record is from the annotation of a GenBank genome assembly.
AGCAUUUGAAAGCGCGCGACCCAGUGACCCAGUGACCCAGUGUAGCAUCUGUUUCUGGCUUUGCCCAUUGAUUUGCUAUGGCAUUGCGCGGGCAGACGACUCCCUUUGGACCCUAUGGCGGCUUGGUGCCAGCGGAGGAAAGGCAGUCCGAGAACCCGGAGCGCCUGGCAGCGUUGGGCGCGGGGGACGGCAGCGCGGACGUGGAGUACGAGCAGUUCCUCAAGGCCAAGGAGGUGCAGCGAGCCAUGUUCAAGGCUGAGAACAAGACCAUUGUGCAUCAGUGCGCAGACACAGAUAUGAUCCAGCCCAACGAGGGCUCCAUCGCCUGCAUCGAUGGGAACCAGGCAGCAGCGCAUGUGGCCUACGCCCUCAGCGACUGCGCCUUCAUCUAUCCCAUCACCCCUAGCUCUCCCAUGGGUGAGAUGGUGGACGAAUGGGCCGCCCAAGGCCUCAUCAACUGCUACGGCCAGAAGCUCAGCGUCACGGAGAUGCAGAGCGAGGCAGGCGCCGCCGGGGCGCUGCACGGCUCGCUCAAGGCUGGGGCCUUCUCCACCACCUUCACCGCCAGUCAGGGCCUGCUGCUGAUGAUCCCCAACAUGUACAAGAUUGCAGGAGAGUUGUUGCCCUGCGUGAUGCACGUGGCGGCGCGCGCGUUGGCCGGCCAAGCGCUGUCCAUCUUUGGGGACCACUCUGACGUCAUGGCCUGCCGCGCCACGGGCUGGGCGAUGCUGGCCUCCGAGUCGGUGGAGAUGGUGCAGUACAACGCCCUGGUGGCGCACUUGGUGUCCAUGGAGCGGCGCGUGCCUGUGCAGCACUUCUUCGACGGCUUCCGUACCUCCCAUGAGGUCAACAAGGUGAAGCUCAUCGACUACAACACCAUGAAGCAGUUCAUUAACUGGGACGCGGUGAAGGAGCACCACGAGCUGGCGAUGAACCCUCGGCACCCCCACGUGCAGGGCACCUCCCAGGGCCCCGACAUUUUCUUCCAGUGCGUGGAGGCGGGCAACACCUUCUAUGAUGGCCUGGCUGAUCUUUUUGAAGCCAAGUCCAGGCUGGUGGAGGAGAAGCUCGGCGUGCACUACGCGCUGUACGCCUAUGAGGGCCACCCGGAGGCCAAGCACGUGAUCGUUGUCAUGGGCAGCGGCGCGGUGACAUGCAGCGAGACCGCGCAGUACCUGCAGGAGAAGGGCCAGAAGGUUGGUGUGCUAAAGGUGCGCCUCUUCCGGCCCUGGAGCCGGGAGCGGUUCAUGGCCGCCCUGCCCAAGACCACGGAAAGGAUUUGCGUGCUGGACCGCACCAAGGAGCCGGGCUCCCAGGGUGAGCCACUGCAGCUGGAGGUGUCCACGACUCUUCAGCUCUUGAGCCGCAGCGACCUCGUGUGCAUUGGCGGGCGCUACGGCCUCGGGUCCAAGGAGUUCACGCCCAACAUGGUGCUCUCCAUUUACGAGAACCUUGCCCAGGACUCGCCCAAGCCGCGUUUCACCGUGGGCAUCACGGAUGACGUCACCAAGCUCUCGCUGCCGGUUGGGGACUGGCUGGAUGUGCUGCCCAAGGGCACCACCGAGUGCAUGUUCUACGGGUUGGGCUCCGAUGGCACCGUGGGCGCCAACAAGAGCGCGGUGAAGAUGAUCGCGCUGGGCACCGAGCUUUAUGCGCAGGCCUACUUCGAGUACGAUGCCAAGAAGAGCGGCGGCGUCACCAUCAGCCACCUGCGCUUUGGGCCCAAGCCCAUCCAUGCCCCGUACAACGUGCGCUCAGCCGACUACCUGGCUGUGCACAAGGCGAGCUACGUGGCCAACUACGACAUGACGCGGUACCUGAAGCCCAACGGGGUGUGCGUCAUCAACUGCUCCUGGGCCAUCCAAGACCUGGAGGCUCAGCUGCCGGCGAAGAUGCGCCGGGACCUAGCGGUGAAGAAGGCCAAGCUCUUCCUCAUCGAUGCCACCGCCAUUGGCGUCAAGGCUGGCUUGGGCAAGCGCAUCAACAUGAUCAUGCAGACCGUCUUCUUCAAGUUGAGCGGAGUGAUGCCCUUCGAGGCGGCCAUCGAGAUGCUGAAGAAGAGCAUCAAGAAGAUGUACGGCAAGAAAGGCGACAAGGUGGUUCAGAUGAACAUCGACGGCGUGGAUGCCUCAGUGUCCGGCAUCGUGGAGGUGCCCGUGCCGGAUGCCUGGGCCUCGCUCUCCGUGCCUGGAGAGGAGCGCAGCGUCGCCGUGGAGUCCAAGGGCCCGCGGAAGAUCGUGGACCUCGCGCCCAAGGAGUUUGCCGACAGCGUGCAGUUCCCCUGCAACAACCUGGACGGCAACAGCCUGCCGGUGAGCUCCUUCGUGCCGGGCGGCCGCGUGCCGCUGGGCACCUCGCAGUUCGAGAAGCGGGGCAUCGCCAUCAACGUGCCGAGGGUCGACAUGGACCUCUGCACGCAGUGCAACAAGUGCAGCUUGAUCUGCCCGCAUGCUGCGGUGAGGCCGUUCCUGGCGACCACCCAGGAGCUCUCCAAGGCGCCGGCAGACUUCCGCGCCGGCAGCCGCGCGGCCAUCGGCGGGGGCGUGCUGGACAGCUUGCAGUACCGCAUCCAGGUCAGUCCCCUGGACUGUACGGGCUGCGAGCUUUGCGUACGCAUCUGCCCCGCUGACGCACUGAAGCUGGCAGAAGCCGGGAAGGUGGUGCAGGAGGAGAAGGCGAACUGGGACUUUGCCUUGACGCUGCCGGAGCGGGGGGACGAGUUGGACAAGACCACGGUGAAGGGCUCCCAGUUUCAGAAACCUUUCUUGGAGUUCAGCGGAGCCUGCGAGGGCUGCGGCGAGACGCCCCACGUGAAGCUCAUGACGCAGCUCUUCGGGGAGCGCCUGGUCAUCGCCAACGCCACGGGCUGCUCCUCGAUUUGGGGCGCGUCCAACCCGUCGAUCCCCUACACCGUGAACUCCAAGGGCGAAGGCCCCGCCUGGGCAAACUCGCUCUUCGAGGACAACGCGGAGUUCGGCUUCGGCAUGCGCAAGGCCUUCAAGCAGCGCCGGGACCACUUGGCCCUGCAGGUCGAGGAAACCCUAGGGGACAAGACGGUGGUGAUGAGCGAGGAGCUGCGCAGCGCGCUGAACCAGUACCUCGUGAUGCGCAAGGAGAACAUGCACGACCUGCUGCUGCCCCGGGGCCGCAGCAUCUACCACCAGAUGAUGGAAAAGCUGGUGCCGCUGCUGGAGAAGGAGAAGGGCACGCAUGCCAAGAUCAAGAACCUCCACGACUUGCAGGACAUGUUCGGGCGCAGCAGCUUCUGGAUCGUGGGCGGGGACGGCUGGGCUUACGACAUCGGGUACGGCGGCCUGGACCACGUCAUCGCCAGCGAGGAACAUGUGAACAUCCUGGUGCUGGACACUGAGAUGUACAGCAACACCGGAGGGCAGGCCUCCAAGGCAACCCCGAAGGGUGCCAUGGCCAAGUUCGCUGAGGGCGGAAAGUUGACCCAGAAGAAGGACAUGGGGCAGCUGGCCAUGACCUACAAGAACGUCUACGUCGCAAGUAUUUGCGUCCACGUGAACCCUCAGCAGGCCGUGCGCGCCAUGAUUGAGGCGGAUGCUUACGCAGGCCCCAGCCUGAUCCUGGCCUACGCACCCUGCAUCUCCCAGGGCUACCCGAUGGCGGAGUCCAUUCAGCACUGCCAGAUGGCCGUGGACAGUGGCUACUGGCCUUUGUACCGCUACAACCCGGACCUGGCGGCGCAGCAUAACAACCCCUUCCAGCUGGACAGCAAGAAGAUCAAAGGCGACCUCUUCAAGUUCCUGGCCAAGGAGAACCGCUUCGCGGCGGUCAUGCGCCGCGACCCGAAGAUCGCCCAGGAGUUGGACGACAAGCUUCAGCAGAACGUGGUGCAGAAGAAUCACCUCUUGCAGGUCCUGAACAAGGAGGAUCUGGACGGUCAGUUCAGCAAGUUGGUGGAGGGCUUGUCAGAUGCCUCCAGCACCAGCGACAUGGUUACGGUGCUGUACGGCAGCGAGACCGGGAAUGCUGAGGAGCAGGCGAAGAACCUCAUGCAGGACAUCCGCGCCCGCGGGCUGAAGGCGCAGGUGUCGUCCUUGGAUGACUUCGACUUUGAGGAGCUGCCCAACCAGAAGAUCGUGAUUUUGGUGGUCUCCACCUGCGGCCUGGGCGAGAUCCCGGCCAACUGCAAGCAGACCUGGAUGAAGCUCCAGUCCCAGGACCUGCCCAUGAGCUGGCUGUCGGGCACCAAGUUUGCCGUCUUCGGGCUGGGCGACUCUACGUACAGCCAGUUCUGCGUGGCGGCCAUCCAGUUCGACACUCGUUUCGGGGAGCUGGGCGGACAGCGCAUGCUGCCCCGCGGCGUGGGCGACGACCGGGACGAGGACCGGUACUACACCGGCUGGGAGGCCUGGCUUCCCGAGCUUUGGAAGGCGCUGGGCCUGCCGCAGAUGCCCCUCACCCAGGAGGCGCCUGCGCCCUGCUACCGCGUGGAUGUGAGCGGCACCGGAAAGCCCCCGGUCAGCGAUGACGACAUCGUGCCCCCGGGCGCCUCCAAGCUGCAGCUGCUGCACAACUCCCUGCUGGUGCCUGAGAAGUACGAUCGGGACAUCCGGCACUACGAGUUCAAGAUCGAGGGCACUCCGGUGAGCUACAAGACCGGCGACAGCCUGGCGGUGUGGCCGAGGAAUCCCAUCGACAAGGUGGAGGAGUUCUGCAAGAUGAUGGGCUUCGAUGCCACGCAGAACCUCCGGGUGCUGCCCCAGGAAGGUGCCAGGAACUGGUGCCCCCAGGAGCUGAGCGUGCGGCAGCUCUUCAGCCACGUGCUGGACGUCUUUGGGAAACCCAACCGAAAGUUCUUCGAGACGCUGUCCUUCUUCGCCAAGGAGGAGGCCGACAAGAAGGCGCUGCGCAGCGUGGUCGAGAACGGCUCGGAGGGCCAGGCGCUUUACCGAGACCUGACCCACGACUUUGCGCACCAUGCGGACGUCUUCAAGAAGUUCCCGAGCGCGCGGCCGCCCAUCGAGCAGCUGCUGAACAUGAUCCCUGUGCUGAAGCCCAGGAGCUACUCCAUCGCCAGCUCGCCCAUGAUGCACCCGGAGAAGAUCCAGCUCUGCGUGGUGUUGGUGGACUGGACCGUGGAGAGCACCCAGGAGCUCCGCCUGGGCGAGGCCACAGGCUACAUGCGCCAGCAGCAGCCUGGCGCCACCCUGAUGUGUGCGGUGCGGCAGAGCGCCAUCGUGUUGCCCAAGGACCCCACCAAGCCGGUGAUCAUGGCCGGCAUGGGCACGGGCUUGGCUCCCUGGAGGGCGGUGACCCAGGAGCGCAUCUGCCAGCACCGGCAGGGCUUGAAGGUGGGGCCCUGCCACCUCUUCUUCGGCGCCCGCUAUGCGGCAGAAUACCUCUACAGAGACGAGUUUGAGGGCUACGUCAAAGAGGGCGUGCUGUCCAUGCACACUGCCUUCUCACGCGAGCAGGCACGAAAAAUCUACGUGCAGCACAAGAUCGUGGAGGCCGGCAAGGAGGUGCACGAGUGCAUGCUGCAGCAGGAGGGCCACUUCUACGUGUGUGGCUCCGCGAGGCAGGUGCCAGAGGAUAUCUACACGGCCAUGAAGGAGGUGAUGAUGGCCAACGAGCGAGUGGGGGAGGACGACGCAGAGGCCAUUCUCUCCAAUCUGAAGAUGGAGGGCCGCUACACCGUGGAGGCUUGGUCCUAGGUGACGCGCAUGCAUGCGGGAGCUUUGGGAAAGUUGCAGAAAAGUCAGGCUCAGAUUCUCAGAGCUCCGGCAAGGUUUCUUUUGUUCCGCUGGGCAAAUAUUUAAAGUAGGG